Molecule: messenger RNA, 1659 nt
Organism: Fraxinus pennsylvanica
Lineage: Eukaryota; Viridiplantae; Streptophyta; Magnoliopsida; Lamiales; Oleaceae
Source: the annotation of a GenBank genome assembly
AUGGAAAUCCCAGAAAAAAUCGAGAGGUUUUCAAGCUGCCGGGGAGUGUCUUUUGAGAUUAAACCACAUUCUGAUCCAUUUGCCAUCCCAACACCGGCCAUAACUAACCGUUCCGGCGGUAGUAAAAGAUUUUGGAUUCCAUGGGGAAGCUUUUCUAAAGUGGUUCCUUCUUCUGAAAUGUUUGAAAGAACAAUAAGCAGAAGCAGUAGUCAUUUCUGUGAUCUUGAAUUUGAAGAAAAUGAUGAUGAGGUGGAGACUCUUGCUGAUAUUGAAGAAGGCCAUGAAGAAGAGAAAAUUGAGCAAGUUCCUCUAUCACUUCCGCCACCGCCUAGGGCAGCUGCCGCUGCCGGCGGUAAACAUAAGCAGUCAUCAAGACUCUCAGUUAUACUGCUUGAUCAAGGGUUGUUUACUGUUUACAAACGACUUUUUGUUGUUUGUUUGGCAAUAAACAUCACCUUUUUGGUUCUUGCUGCUACCGGGAAUUUCCAGUAUGCAAGAAAUAGGGCUGCAUUGUUCUCCAUCUGCAACAUAUUUGCUUUGGUACUCUGUCGAAGUGAGGCCUUUUUGAGAGUUGUUUUCUGGUUGGCAGUGAAUGUAUUGGGGUGGCCAUGGGUGCCCCUUAGGCUCAAAACCAUGACUACAUCUUUACUUCAAUCACUUGGUGGAAUACAUAGUAGUUGUGGAAUUUCCUCUAUUGCAUGGCUCAUUUAUUCAUUAGUCCUCACUCUAAAAGACAGAGAAAAUACCUCGUCUGAGAUCGUCGGUGUUGCCUCCACCAUUCUUGCACUCCUUUGUCUGUCUUCAGCCGCUGCAUUCCCCCUCGUUCGACAUCUCCACCACAACGUGUUCGAAAGGAUUCAUCGGUUCACUGGUUGGACCGCACUUGCUCUCCUCUGGGCAUUCAUCACCCUCACUAUCUCUUAUGACCCUAAAACAAAAUCCUAUAGAGAUGAUAUUGGAUCAAGUUUGAUUAAACAGCAGGAAUUCUGGUUUACACUUGCAAUUACUAUACUAAUCAUCAUUCCGUGGUUGACUGUUCGACGUGUCCCGGUUCAAGUCUCGUCACCAUCAGGUCAUGCCUCCAUCAUCAAGUUCGAGGGUGGAAUUAAGGCUGGAAUACUGGGUAGGAUUAGCCCUUCACCCUUUUCAGAAUGGCAUGCAUUUGGCAUAAUAUCAGACAACAAGAAAGAGCACAUGAUGCUGGCUGGUGCAGUGGGUGACUUCACAAAAUCUCUAGUCACUAACCCACCUAGCCACUUAUGGGUUCGACAGGUCCAUUUUGCUGGGCUUCCAUACCUAACCAACAUGUAUGACAGGGUCCUUUUGGUUGCCACGGGCUCAGGAAUCUGUGUUUUCCUUUCCUUCCUCCUGCAGCCAUGCAGGGCUGACGUUUGCUUGCUUUGGGUGACAAAAAAUGUAGAACAGAAUUUUGGUAAAGAAAUUAAGGAAAUGAUGAGUGGACAUCCUAAGGAUAAGGUGAUAAUGCAUGACACUGCCGUGCUCGGCCGCCCGAACGUGUCGGAAAUGAGCAUCGCCGCAGCUAAGAAUUGGGGAGCUCAGGUAGUGAUUGUCACUAGCAAUCCAGAAGGAAGCAGGGACGUGGUUGAUUCCUGCAAGGGUUCAGGAAUUCCUGCUUUUGGUCCCAUUUGGGAUUCUUGA